AUGCAUGAGUUUCCAAUGGAAAUCUCAAAGUGGCAUACAAAAAGCGGAUUUCUCGAUAAUACCAAAACAAUGUAUUGGCGUAACUUUGAAAACUCACUCAUAGACCCUUUGAAAAUGCCCGGACUAUUAGUGCUUGAAACGUUAGCCAAUAGUAAGCUACUCUGGUGGGUGGAUAUCACCUGUCAAGGUGUAUCACCAAAUCACAAGAAUAUCGGGAAAUCGAAAUUUGCUGCUUCGGCAAAUUUAACCCUCCAUUCAUUACAGCCACCGCUUUCUUUCCUCUUACUCGAGUGUGUUGCAGUCACUAUUCCACAUCUCACACAGGGAGUAGACAAAAUAGACGGUGUAGGUCUUGCAAAACAACCCAGCAAGACCGCGUAUAAAAGCAUCCAAGAGACCAAAGUAGCCCAUAUUCGGCAGCAUAACCAGACAAGCCGACUUAUUUCAGAAUGGUCUCAAAUAAUCGAUAAAAAGCCAAGAGGCACAGAUAGAAUCUAUAUAACCAUUAUUUGAGCAAUUAUAGAGCCGAAAGCAGUAACAAACCUGUUUGUACGGAUUGGAGGAGUCUGUGAGAGAGUGAUAAAUUGAUAUGGCAAGGUAGAAUCUAAACGAGUACAUGCGAGUUUAGAUGGGGACAGGACAGAGUCCGCACCAGGCUCUGGCUCAGUCGGUGCUUGUUGCUGUGGUUGUCUUGGUUGUAAUGUUGGGGAAUGUGACUUGGCAUCCAUUAGUCGAGACUUGUCCUAGUAUUAAAGUAGUGUGAUUCCUGGCGUAAUAGUAAAAUAGUCAAGACAACUGUGGUAAUAAUAGAGUUGAAUUAUUGGAUAGUCAAUAAUGAAUCCCAACUUGGUCGACUAAUAGACCUCGGUCCUUGGUAAAAAAUGGCAGUUGGUGGAUUGGAAGGAGUUAGCCAAAUUAGCGGACUUGAUAUAAUCGCUCCUGCGUU
Batrachochytrium dendrobatidis JAM81 is the source of this 946-nucleotide messenger RNA. RefSeq lists its product as uncharacterized. The record is from RefSeq and is a predicted model, not a curated record. The transcript has 3 exons. Lineage: Eukaryota; Fungi; Chytridiomycota; Chytridiomycetes; Rhizophydiales. The coding region runs from base 1 to 513 and encodes 170 amino acids.